AAAUCAACACACAUACUGGGUUCCUCCCUCCUGUUUCUCCCGCUUCAAACUUUCCUCUUCCUCCAAAUUAUACUACAGUCUCUGGGACUCUCUGCUACGCAAUCCCCAAAUUUUCAAAAUUUAAAUUCAGCCGUGUUCUCUCUCUCUCUCUCUCAAAUUGUUACCGGUUUCGUAACCCCCAAAUUCUGAAUAUUACUCGAUUUUUUAAUUUUUUUUUUUUAAAUUUUUUUAAGCUAGGGUUUUUUGCUUUCAUUUUCGUCGUCCUAAAAUCUCUGCUAAAACCCUAGCUCCAAUGGAGUGGAAUCCACAGACGUUGCAGUUUCUCUCCGAUUGCUUCCUCAAUACGCUCUCUCCCCUGCCUGAACCCCGUCGCCGAGCCGAAUCUGCUCUCUCCGACGCCGCCGAUAAGCCUAACUUCGCUCUCGCUGUUCUCCGCCUCGUCGCCGAGCCUUCCGUCGACGAACAGAUCCGUCAAGCCGCCGCCGUUACUUUCAAGAACCACCUCAAGUCCCGCUGGGUCCCCGCUGGUUCCGAUGCCAAUGACUCCAACGCCGCAUCGGUUUUGAUCCCCGACGCCGAGAAGGCACAAAUUAAAGCUCUGAUUGUUUCCUUGAUGGUUAAUUCCAGCCCCAGGAUUCAAGCGCAGUUGAGCGAAGCCCUUGCAGUCAUCGGUAAGCAUGAUUUCCCUCAACUCUGGCCCACUUUGUUGCCGGAGCUUGUUGACAGCCUGGACAGGUUAAGCCUGGCCAACGAUUACGCCUCCGUUAAUGGGGCUUUAGUUGCUGUCAGUUCUCUCUUCGAGAAGUUUCGCUUCCAGUUUAAAACCAACGAGUUGCUUUUUGAUUUAAAGUACUGUCUUGAUAAUUUCGCCAAGCCCUUAUUAUUAGUGUUUCAGAGAACCGCCGCCUUAUUAGAUCAGGCCGCUGCUUCCGUCCCAGCUAAUCCCGCUGCCCUUAAGCUCUACAUAGACUCCCAGCGGCUGUGCUGUGAGAUCUUUUAUUCGCUUAAUUUUCAGGACUUGCCGGAAUUUUUUGAGGAUCAUAUGAGUGAGUGGAUGAGUGAGUUUAGAAAGUACUUGACUGUUAAGUAUCCGGCUUUGGAGGACGUUGGGAAUGAUGGGAUGGCUGUUGUUGACGAACUGCGAGCAGCUGUUUGUGAGAAUAUCAGUCUUUAUAUGGAGAAAGAGGAGGAGCUCUUUCAGGUUUAUUUGGGCGGGUUCGUGGAGGCUGUUUGGGGCCUUCUUCUCCUUGCUUCUCCCUCUCCCAGUAGGGAAAAGUUGACAGUGACUGCAAUUAAAUUUCUUACCACAGUUAGCACAAGCGUGCACCAUGCAUUGUUUGGCAGCGAUGCAGUUUUGCAGCAGAUUGUUCAGGGUGUAGUUAUCCCCAACGUGAUGUUGAGGGACGAGGAAGAGGAGUUGUUUGACAUGAACUAUGUAGAGUUUAUUAGUAGGGAUAUGGAAGGCAGCGAUAUGGACACCAGGAGGAGGGUCGCCUGUGAGCUUCUUAAAGGGAUGGGUGUUCACUAUAAAGAAAAAGUUACCCAGCGAAUCUCGGCUGAAAUACAGGGUUGUUUGGAUUAUUUCAGUAAGAAUCCUGAUGCGAACUGGAAGCACAAGGAUUGUGCCAUCUAUCUGGUCGUGUCACUUGCUACGAGGAAAGCAGGUGGGGCUUCGUUUAGUACUGAUUUAGUUGAUGUGGAGAGUUUCUUUGCAUCGGUGAUUGUUCCAGAGCUGCGAAGUCCUGAUGUGAAUGCUUCUCCUAUGUUGAAAGCUGGUGCGUUGAAGUUUUUCACUAUGUUUAGGAAUCAGAUACCGAAACCUAUUGCGCUGGCUUUGCUUCCUGACGUGGUGCGGUUCCUUAAUUCGGAGUCGAAUGUGGUUCAUUCUUAUGCAGCAACCUGCAUUGAGAAACUCUUGCUGGUUAAAGAUGAUAGCAAGCCAAGGUACACAGCUGCAGAUAUUGGCCCAUUUUUUCAGCCAUUAGUGACUAACCUAUUUGCCGCCCUGAAGAAACAAGAAUCUGAGGAAAAUCAGUAUGUGAUGAAGUGUAUCAUGAGGGUUCUUGGCGUGGCUGAGAUCCCACUGAUCGAUGCUUUUACUUGCAUCAACGAAUUAAGUUUGAUUCUUCGAAGGGUUUGUCAGGAUCCUAAGAGCCAGGUAUUCAAUCACUAUCUGUUUGAAUCCUUGGCUGCUCUCAUUAGGCGAGCUUCCCAGACGGACUCGUCUGCCAUUUCUUCUCUUGAAGCCGGCUUAUUCCCAAGCAUUGAGAUCAUCUUAAGCCAAGGCAUCAGCGAAUUCUUCCCGUACGCAUUCCAGCUGUUGGCACAGCUAGUGGAGCUAACUCACAAUCUUCAAAAUUAUGCCCCGAUUUUUGAGAUCCUUCUGAGUCCCGAUUUAUGGAGCAAAUCGGCUAAUGUUCCAGCUCUCGUUUAUCUGCUCCAGGCUUUCCUUCGAAGGUCGCCCGAGGAGAUGAUGGUUCAACAGGGAAAGUUAAAGAACGUUCUUGGGAUAUUUUCUGGUCUUGUUUCAGUUUCGAGUUCAGAUGCACAGGGGUUUUACGUGCUGAAUACCGUGAUCGAAAAUGUUGGCUACGAUGCAAUCCAACCCCAUCUUACUGAGAUUUGGGUUACACUGUUUAACAGGCUGCGGGGAAACCUCCGUCAAGCGAAGUUUGUUAAGAAUCUUGUGAUAUUCAUGUCUCUGUUUCUUAUUAGAUUUGGUGCAGAUAAACUUGUGGCUUCAGUAAAUGCUGUUCAAAACAAUUUAUUUCAUACCAUUUUGGAACAGUUCUGGAUACCUAAUCUUGAAAAAAUCACGGGUUUUAUUGAACUUAAGCUUACUUCAGUUGCUUCAACCAGACUUAUCCGUGAAACUCCAAGUAUUUGGGAAUCUGGGCUUGCAGGGAAACUGCUGAACAGCAUUAUCACUCUUGUUUCGCGGUCCGAGCAGCAGAGAGCUGUUGAGGAUGAAUUGGAAGUUCCUGAUUUUGGGGAAACCUCCACGGGUUAUAAUGCUAGCUUUGCUCGUCUUUACAAUGUUGGGAAGAAAGAAGAUGAUCCUUUGAAGGAAAUUAAGGAUCCUAAGCAGUUUCUGGUCGCUUCCUUGAAGGAAUUACGUGAUGCUUCUCCUGGGAUGUUUAACUCCAUAAAAAGUAGUCUUGAUCAAGCUAAUCAGGCUGCUUUCUAUCAACUCUGCGCAGCGUUUAACAUGCCUUUAUCUUGAGGGAGAGCUCUCUGCGUGUUGAAGUUUACAAAAUGCCAACAUUCAUGCUGAAGUUGGUGAGCCCGUGCGAUGUCGACCAUUUAUUGACGUGGUUGAACUUGCAAAGAAAGCUACAGAGAAGGAUGUCAGGCAAUUUUUUGUGUAGUCUUGAGUCUGGUGUUUAAGUAGAGUGCACCGUGGAGGGAGUUUGGUUUCAUAUGCAAUUUUUCUGGGAAUUUGAUGUGAGUCCAUUUUGGCAAUCUGUGUAGUAGUAUCACUGGUCUUACUCUUUAAGGUUGAGGGGAAAGGAAGAAGGGACUUUGUUUCUUGAGAGGAUUAAAUGGUGUAAAACAGCAAAAAUUUAUGAUUUGGGAUUUUGGCAUGAAUCAAAUUGUGCAUUUCUUUUCUCUAAAAAAGCAUUUUCAUCAUUUGGAGAAUGGGGUAUUUUGAGUUGCUUGAGAUUGGGUCAACUCCAGACUGUUUUGUGAUAAAUUACAGCCCAAGCCCACGAAUUAGAAUUAAUCCCCC
This is a messenger RNA of Oldenlandia corymbosa var. corymbosa, 3730 nucleotides long. Lineage: Eukaryota; Viridiplantae; Streptophyta; Magnoliopsida; Gentianales; Rubiaceae. The record is from the annotation of a GenBank genome assembly.